Messenger RNA from Cannabis sativa, 4482 nucleotides. RefSeq lists its product as uncharacterized. The transcript has 8 exons. The record is from RefSeq and is a predicted model, not a curated record. NCBI's taxonomy places the organism in Eukaryota, Viridiplantae, Streptophyta, Magnoliopsida, Rosales, Cannabaceae. Gene Ontology annotation, molecular function: RNA-DNA hybrid ribonuclease activity; nucleic acid binding. The coding region runs from base 1 to 4482 and encodes 1493 amino acids.
AUGGCUAAGAAUUUCCUUGAAAAAAUUGAGGAACAUUUCGCUAAAAACGAUAAGGUUGAAAUGACAACACUUCUUAGUUCUUUAAUGAACAUGAAGUAUAAGGGUCAAGGAAAUGGUUGCCUGAGCUACCGAAAGCCAAGUGAUGGUGAAAGAUACAUCUUUGUGGGCGAUGGACAAUCGGUAGAAGUGGAAGUAAUUGGGCAUUUCAGAUUGUUAUUAGGAACUGGUUUUUAUUUGGAUUUGAAAGACACUUUUAUUGUGCCAACUGGUUAUUUGAAUACUUAUGACAAUCUUUAUUUGCUAGAAACAAUUGCAUCCUAUACUGAAACUUUGCAUGUGGAAUCACAAGAUGAUUACUCACGUUAUGGGUACCUAUAUCUCAUUCAUGAAAAAUCUCAGUCUGUGGAUGUGUUCAAAACUUACAAAGCUGAAGUUGAGAAUCAACUCAACAAAAGGAUUAAGAAUGUCAAAUCUGAUCGUGGUGGUGAAAAUAUUUUUGAGACGGGAACUGCAACAUUUUUUGAGGAUAUUGAAUUUGGGGGAAGAAAUAAGGUUAGAGACAUUGUUUUUGAGGAAAAAUUGAAUUCAAACUCAGUUCCUACUAUCAUUUUAGACAAUGUUCAGGCUUCCACACCUGUCAUUGAUCAAGAAAUGAAUCCGGAACCUCAACAAGACAAUGUUGAACAACUCCCAAAUCAAGAUGAGGCUAUUGUUCAAGAAGAACAAAUUCAACACCCUCAAGAACAAGAGCCAUUAAGGAGUGAUAAUAUUGAAAGAAUGAGAAUUAAGUUGGGCUUUGAGGGUGCUUACAGUGUUGAUGCUAAUGGUCAUAAGGGUGGGCUUGCACUUUUAUGGAAGUACAGUGAUGGAGUGCGGUUUCUGGGAUUUUCUCACAGCCAUAUCGACAUUGAAAUUUCUACUCCAAAUCUCCCUACUUGGCGUUUGACUGGUCUAUACGGGGAACCAAACCGUAGCUUACGGUUCAAGACUUGGCAAUUAAUCACCUCUCUUCACUGUGAGUCUCAACUUCCAUGGUGCAUCAUAGGCGAUAUAAACAACAUAGGUAACCAAAGUGAGAAAAAAGGAGGUAGACUUUAUCCUUCUUCUUUGAUCACAGGUUUCCAAGAAGUGCUAUGCAAUUGUAACUUGACUGAUAUGGAACUCCAUGGCCAUCCGUACACAUGGGAACGUGGCAAAGGCACGAACAAUUGGGUAGAAAUUCGUCUCGACAAAGCUCUAGUUACUUCUCUGUGGCUCGAUAUUUUUCCUUCUGCUGUGUUAUCAAACUGUGAUGUCUCUUCCUCAGAUCACACGCCAAUCUAUCUUGAACCUUCACCUGCUGCUCCUGCUGAAAUGGUGUACCAGUUCCGCUUCGAGAAUGCCUGGACAAGAGAGCCUUUUUGUGCUCAAAUCGUACAAGCCUGCUGGGAUAAAAAUGCUUCACUGCCUCUUCAUGAAAAGAUCUCUCUCUGCAGCAAGGAUCUUGCUGAUUGGGGCAGAAAUUUAACUUGUAAUUUUAAGAAAAGAAUCAGGCAAAGCAAAGCAAAAAUUGCUUCUUUAAAAGGUAAUUCUGACCCUUCUUCCAUUGCUAAUUUUGGUUAUGAACAAAAUAAUUAUUUUGAGAUUUUAGCCCAACAAGAGCUUUAUUGGAAGCAAAGAUCAAAGCAAUUUUGGCUACAUAGUGGGGAUAAAAACUCAAAAUUUUUUCAUGCUAUGGCUAGUAAUCGGAAACGCAGCAAUAAGAUUCAAUAUCUUAAAAAUAGUUCUGGUGUUUGGACUGCCUGGAACAAUGGCCUUGAAGAGGUAAUGGUUGAUUAUUUCACCAAUAUUUAUUCUGCUGGGAUUGUUGAUUGGAACCCGGUUGUGAAUGGUGUUCAUUGCAAGGUCACGGCUGCCCAUAAUCUUGAGUUGUUGAAGUCGGUCACUAAUUUGAUUAAUGCUACCUGUGAUUUUUUUGCUUCGGCCACUUUCCCAAACCACUUGAAUGAUACAAAUCUAGUGUUGGUCCCUAAGAAGAAGUCUCCAAGCUCUAUGAGUGAUCUCCGUCCUAUAGCUUUAUGCAAUGUCUCUUACAAGGUGAUUGCAAAAGUUCUAGCAAACCGUAUGAAGCUUCUCAUUGAUCACAUUAUCUCUCCCACUCAGAGUGCGUUCAUUCCGGGUCGCUUGAUCUCAGACAACAUCAUAAUUGCUUUUGAAGUAAUGCACUAUCUCAAGAGGAAAGUUCAUGGGAAGAAAGGCUAUAUGGCUCUCAAGCUUGACAUGAGUAAAGCCUACGAUCGUGUUGAAUGGGGUUACUUACAAGCUAUUAUGCUUCAAAUGGGCUUUGAUCACAGAUGGGUCACUUUGAUUAUGGCUUGCGUUACUAGUGUUCGGUAUUCUAUUUUUCAUGACGGUCAUGUCAUGGGACCUAUUACUCCAUCUCGUGGUAUUCGUCAAGGUGAUCCGCUCUCUACCUAUUUAUUUAUGAUCUGUGCUGAAGGCUUUUCAGCUCUUAUAUCUAAGUUUGAGAGGGAGCGUUUACUUCAAGGUUGUUGUGUUGCUCAAGGGGCACCAAUGGUCUCUCACAUGGUGUUUGCUGAUGACAGCUAUGUCUUUUGCCAAGCUCACAAUGGUUCUGCUGGUAGUGUUUUGUCUCUGCUUCGGCAAUUCGAAAAUGCAUCGGGUCAACAAAUUAAUUUUGCUAAAUCUUCUCUUUUUUUCAGCCCCAAUGUUCAAGCUCAGCUUCGGGCCAGUAUCUGCUCCAUCCUUCAUAUUCCUGAGGCUCUUGAAAAUAGUUUUUACUUGGGACUCCCCAACAUUAUCGGGAGAAACAAGAAAGCUAUACUCGGUUUCCUUAAGAACAAGGUUUUGAACAGAAUCAAUAGCUGGUCUGGGAAGUUGUUGUCAAGUGCGGGCAAGGAAAUUCUCUUCAAGACUGUGGUUCAAGCUCUCCCUACUUAUGCUAUGAGUGUCUUUCUCAUCCCACUUGGUACUUGCGACGAAAUUGAGAAGCUAAUGGCUCGUUUCUGGUGGAAAACAACAAAUAGUAAAGGCAAUGGAAUUAUUUGGAUGAAGUGGGACCGUCUUUCUCGACCAAAAGAUGAAGGUGGUUUAGGCUUUCGCCUUCUCCAUGAUUUUAAUUUGGCUAUGUUAGCUAAACAAGGUUGGAGGUUGCUGUGCUACCCGGACUCCCUUGUCUCCAGGCUCUACAAAGCUCGUUAUUUUCCUCAUGAUGACUACCUCUCUGCGGGGUUGGGGCGUAAUCCUAGUUUUGUUUGGCGAAGUAUCUGGAGUUCUAUGGAUCUUCUUCGCCAAGGGGUUAAAAGAACUAUCGGUACUGGCUCUUCUACUAGUAUCCUGCAUCACCCUUGGCUCCCUGACUCUGGUAAUCCUUACAUCACUUCUUCUCAUAUUGGUCUUAUUGGUCACACUGUUAGCUCAUUGUUUUCUAUUGAUGAAAGAAGUUGGGAUACCGAUUUGGUUCGAGAUAUGUUUAAUGACAGGGAUGCUAAUCUAAUUUUAAGCAUCCCUCUAAGCUUCUCUGCUUCUUCUGACUUCUGGUCUUGGUCUAAUGAAAGCUCUGGUCAUUUCUCUGUCAAAAGUGCUUAUCGGAGUUUGCCGACCUGUGUAAAUCUUAGAACCAAGCAUGUUGAUGUUCCACCUGUCUGCCCUGUCUGCCAAGCGGCUCUUGAAACAACCCCACAUAUCCUGCUUUCUUGCACUUUUGCUUCUUCUUGUUGGCACCAUAUGGGUCUACCUGCUGGAGUCUCUCUUGACCUCUCCUUUGCUAGCUGGCUGGAUAGCCUCUUUCAGUCUCUUGAUUCUGAUCGGGUCUGUUCGUUGGCUAUGGUGACGUGGUCCUUAUGGAAAGCAAGAAACUCAAUUGUGUGGAAAGAUAAGGUUCUUACUGUUGCAAAUGUUCUAUCUUCAGCCCGCAUUGCUCUUGAUCACUGGCGUAAAGCUCAGGAUAACACCUCUCUUUCUCAUAUCUACUUUGGUAGUUCUGAUGAUGGAGCUGAGCUAUGGACUAAACCAGAAACUAAUACAAUCAAGGUCAAUGUUGAUGCUGCGAUAUUUGCUAGUGAAAACCAAUAUGGUUAUGGAAUGGUUGCCAGAAACGACUCAGGGUCUCUUAUUGAUGCUACAGCUCACUGUUCUAAUGGUGACUUCACUCCAGAAGUUGUUGAGAUCAUGGGUAUCAAAGAGGCUUUAAGCUGGAUCAAACGAAAAGGUUGGAAACAUGUGGUUCUGGAAUCUGACAGUCUUGUCUCUAUUCAAGCUAUUCGUAGCUCCUUGCCUCUUUGUUCCAUUUUUGGAAAUCUAGCUCAAGACUGUCGUUCCCUUUUGCUUUCUAUGCCUUUAAUAAAAAUCUGUUUUGUUAAACAAUCAGCAAACCGUCUAGCACAUGUUGUAGCUAGAAUGUCACGGUACUUAUCUGGUUGUAAUAUUUCUGUGUCUAAUGCUCCAGUUGCUAUUCUGGAUGUUUUGUACUCAGAAUGUUAA